Messenger RNA from Syngnathoides biaculeatus (alligator pipefish), 2496 nucleotides. RefSeq names its product choline/ethanolamine phosphotransferase 1b (gene cept1b). Gene Ontology annotation, biological process: phosphatidylethanolamine biosynthetic process. The coding region runs from base 264 to 1529 and encodes 421 amino acids. The transcript is spliced from 10 exons. NCBI's taxonomy places the organism in Eukaryota, Metazoa, Chordata, Actinopteri, Syngnathiformes, Syngnathidae. Gene Ontology annotation, molecular function: diacylglycerol cholinephosphotransferase activity; ethanolaminephosphotransferase activity. The record is from RefSeq and is a predicted model, not a curated record. Gene Ontology annotation, cellular component: endoplasmic reticulum membrane; Golgi apparatus.
CGCGAGAUUUCCGAAGGGAUCGCGCGGUCGGUGUCAAUUACGGUGAUACCGAAGCAGCACCAGCGCCGGUGAUCCAUUUUUACCCCGAAUCGGCACACGCCGCAAAACUCAGCGCCUCGGUUCCGAAAAGCCGGAGGAGGGGGAAGCUCCACUCCAGCGACCACCGUCGGGGGGCUCCUGUUUGUCGGCGUGCGGAGCCAUCGGUCCUCGGCUCUCGGUUCAGGUGGUGUCCAACUUAGGAGCAGCGGGCCAGCCGGGGCUCCAUGAGCGCGACGGGGCAGCAGCACGGGGGGGGCCUGCGCUCUCGCCGGACGCUCGUCCGGGACCGGGAGCCCGGGCCGGGCGCCGGCGUGGAGGCGAGCUGCUGGCUGGCGCCCGGAGCGCUGCGCAGGUUGGUGGAGCUUCCCUCGCCCCCCCUCUCCAGGCAUCAGCUCAAAAGGCUGGAGGAGCACAGGUACAGCAGCGCCGGGUGCUCGCUGCUGGAGCCUCUGAUGCAGCGCUACUGGGAGUGGCUGGUCGGCCGCGUUCCCGCCUGGAUCGCGCCCAACCUCAUCACCGUCGUCGGCCUGGCCACCAACAUCUUCACCACGUUGGUGCUCGUGUACUACUGCCCUACAGCCACCGAACAGGCUCCGCUGUGGGCGUACCUGAUGUGCGCCGUGGGUCUCUUCGUGUACCAGUCGCUGGACGCCAUCGACGGCAAGCAGGCCCGGCGCACUAACAGCAGCUCGCCUCUGGGGGAGCUCUUCGACCACGGCUGCGACUCGCUCUCCACCGUGUUUGUGGUGUUGGGGACCAGCAUCGCGGUGCAACUGGGCACCAACCCCGACUGGAUGUUCUUCUGCUGCUUCGCCGGCAUGUUCAUGUUCUACUGCGCCCACUGGCAGACGUACGUGUCGGGAACGCUGCGGUUCGGCAUCAUCGACGUGACCGAGGUGCAGCUCUUCAUCAUAAGCAUGUACCUGCUGGCCGCCGUGGGAGGCUCCGCCUUCUGGCAGGCUCUGAUUCCCAUCGUCAACGUGCAGGUGAAAAUGGUUCCCGCCAUUUUCACCUUCCUCGGCGCCAUCUUCUCCUGCACCAACUACUUCCGAGUCAUCUUCACCGGCGGCGUCGGCAAGAACGGCUCCACCAUAGCUGGAACCAGCGUGCUGUCUCCGGUGCUGCACAUCGGUUCCGUCAUCGUUCUGGCCGUGAUGAUUUACAAGAAGUCCGCCGUGCAGCUCUUCGAGAAGCACCCUUGUCUUUACAUUCUGGCCUUCGGCUUCGUCUCUGCCAAAAUCACCAAUAAAUUAGUCGUCGCGCACAUGACGAAAAGCGAGAUGCACCUGCACGACUUGGCCUUCCUGGGGCCCGGACUCCUCUUCCUCAAUCAGUAUUUCAAUAGUUUUAUCGACGAGUACUCGGUGCUGUGGAUCGCUCUGGUUCUGUCCUUAUUGGAUCUGCUGCGUUACUGCGUCAGCGUGUGCAACCAGAUCGCCGGCCACCUGCACAUCUUCGUCUUCAAGAUCAAGCCUUGCUCGCUGCACUGAGCCAAAAGCCACGCGCGGACCCCGACGCCACCCCCCUCCUCUCCCUCCCUUUGUCCGUCCAUCCGUCCGUCCGUUAGGUGGCGCUUCAGACAAGCCGAUGUCGGGAGCGGUCACGUGAUCAUACUGGAGCGUUACUUCCUGUCAGUGUUUGUUUGAAGACUUCAGGUGCUACCAUAACACACACACACACACACACACAAGAAAAGAAAGAGGGAAGUAAAACAAAAAAAAAAAGAAAAAACAAUGCUCACCAUAAACGCGUCUAUUUUUUGUUACAUUUUUGUUUUUGCUACUGUGAAUAAUUUUGCUCUUCUUUGGCUCGCUUUUCUCAUUUAUUUUACGCGCAAUUCAUGUUUCAAGUUACAAUAACCACUUCGUGUACAUUUUUGGGGGCUUGAACUGGUCAAUUUUAUUUGUUAAAAUGUGUGUAUGGAGUUUUUUUUUUUUUUUUUUUUUGGUUUUGUUUUUUGUGUGUGCCAAAAGUAAAUAAAUAUUAUGCCUAUUAAAUACAGCUCUUGGAAUAUGAUUGAAAAUAUAAAAUAGCUAAUGUGCUAAACAUGAUCUUUUUGAAUAACAUUUUUUAUGUCACAACCUUACUGACUUUUUAAAAAUUUUAUUUAAUGGAGUUAUUGUUUUGAGGAAUAUUUUGCUUGACAGUUAUUUAAUAGAAUGGGGAAAAAUAGCACAAAAUACAAAUCCCAUUGAAUAAUAAAACAUGACAUCAGAUGUAUGUUCCUGGUUAAAAAUCCAAGUGCAUACAAAAAAAAUGUAACUCAAUAUAUAAAAAUUAACAAUCUUUCUAUUCAGUAAGUAGCAACAGCAACGUGAAGGCUUAUGGAACAAAUAAUUUCUUCAUUUGUCGUAAUUACAAUUAUAUUUCGCAAAUAAGUGGAACGGUUCAUGAAUUUUGUUGGCAUUUAUCCUUCAUUUAAUUUUGCCAUUAAAAUGCCUCUUUGUGUAUUCGCCA